AAAAUGGCAAGAUUAUUUACUGUCGUUGCUCUCAUUGUCUCAGCCUUUUGCUUCUCAUCUGUCUUGGCUGCACCAAACGAUGCUUCCAGAAAAGAUCAAAUUUUCUUUGUUAAUGGCCAGAUCUACUGUGAUCCUUGCGCCUUCCAAUUGCAGUCAAGGCUGAGCAAACCCCUAGAAGGUGUUAAAGUGACUUUUGAGUGCACUAAGGGAGAGAAAAAUGUGACAUUUGUGAAGGAGAGUACCACCGACAAAGAUGGUUUCUACAACAUUAAAGUACAGGGUUAUCAUGAGGAAGAGGUUUGCAUGGUGAAACCCGUAAAUAAAAAGGGUACAUGUACAACGUUUAUGGAGAACAACAUCAUUGUCCCCACCAAGAUGGAGGGUGUUGUUCGCGUGGUUCGUGUUGUUAAACCCCUUGCAUUCAGGACCAAGACAAUUGAUGAGGAAUGUUACAAGCUUGCCAAUGAGUUGGGUUUGGACAAGAUUGAUGAUAAUUGAUUGUUUAAACAAUCAUUCAACUUAUUCAUUAAUCGUUGUGAAAUAUAAAAUAAAAGCCACUUAAUGUUGUGAAAAUUCUAUUGGCACAAUUGACCUGUAUAUGUUUAAAUUAUUAUUUCUCUGCAAAAAUGUGUUGUUGGUUAUUAUGUGUAACUACACAAACUCAUGUUCAUUGUAUGCUCAAUUGGUUGAAUUAUGCUAUGAUGUUGUUGAAUUAU
Messenger RNA from Medicago truncatula (barrel medic), 716 nucleotides. Its product is annotated as pollen-specific protein-like At4g18596. The record is from RefSeq and is a predicted model, not a curated record. Bases 4 to 498 code for a protein of 164 amino acids. Lineage: Eukaryota; Viridiplantae; Streptophyta; Magnoliopsida; Fabales; Fabaceae. The transcript is spliced from 2 exons.